GUUAAGGGGACAUACGAGUCGGAAAAUGACGAAUUUUUAAUUUUUUUUUCGAUUUUUUUUUCUUUCAGAUUUUGAAAAUUUAACCUUUUUUUUAUAUGAAUCAUAUUAUAUUUUAGCAUAAAAAUGUUUGUAAAUAUGUGUAUUUUGACUUUGAACAUGUACACCUUUUGGUGAUUAUUUACAAAUUAUCGAAAUUUAUCAAUGUUUACACCUUGGAUACGAUAUUACCAAUCUAACAAAGCUAGGACCAUGAUACAUCAAAAGAAAGGUCACGAUCCGAUUUAUAUGUUUAUCUGGGGUUCAAACUAAUGGAUUUAUAUGUUUUUUUUGUAAUUCGUAUUUUUCCGAGCUAUAUAAUCUACGGAAACUUCCUUAUAUGGCACAUCGGCAAAACUCGGAAAAAAUCGACUAAUCAGAAUGUGCCGUUUCAUCCGGAAAAGGCGUUUCAAAAUGGCCGACAGCGUAAACACAUUCUUGUAGUGAAAGUCACUGAAAGCCUUGCACAAGACAGUUUCAGUUGUUUGGUAUUUGUAAACAUCAAAGAAAAUAUCUUUUACAUUAAAAUGCCUCGACCAAAGGGACGAAGAAUGCUAGAGAAGCUCAAUAAAGCAAGAAAUGUUAUGCUAUCUGACAAGCUGCGUGGAAAUUCCUCUAGGUCUAGGUCUAGUUUAGAUCCAGCAUCAGAAGGACAACGUGGUGCAUCCAGAUCGAAAUUAGACCGUCUUUCAAUAAAUACUGAUGUUCCAAGUGAUCUAGAUCUACAAGAAACAGAGCAAUUAUGGACUAUUGCUAAUACUAAUCAGCUUACUGAUUUGAUGUCGGAUGCAUUAUGCCCUAAUUGUUUUCAGUCAAGUUUGACUAUUAGAGUUAUAAAAGAUGAAAACAUGGGGUUCGCAUCAAAGUUGAAGUUAUGUUGUAGAUCUAGAUGUAGUAGUUGUGGAUAUACUAAAUCAAAGUUUUCAUCUCCAAGAAUACAAAAAAGUAACUGUUCAAAUGUUGCAUUUGAAAUAAACACCAAGAUGGUUUUAUACAGCCAUGAGAUAGGAAAGGGUUUCACUUCGCUGCAGACAUUUAGCAGCGUCCUAGGAAUUUCUGGAAUCAGCCAGAGAGCCUUUAAAGACCAUGAUAAUAAAAUCACAGACUGUGAAGUGGAAUCUGGGGAAGACAUGCUUUACCGCACAGCCAACGCCAUACGUCAAGCUUAUGCAGAGACGGAUGAUGACAUUAGGGAAGCCAUUGAACGAGGAGAAAACCCUUUGAUUGACAUUUCAGUCAGUUAUGAUGGGACCUGGCAAAAGCGAGGCUUUACAUCGCUUUAUGGUGUAGGUGUCUGCAUCGAUUUACUAACAGGUCUUGUUGUCGACUUCGAUAUUAGAUCUAAGUACUGCCAUGCAUGCCACAUACAGAAAGCUGAGAGCAUGAACGCAACUGACCUCGCAGUUUGGAAAGAACAGCAUGAUUGCUGUAGUAAUCACCACAAAUCCAGCAAGUCUAUGGAACAGGACAGUGCUGUAAUUCUGUGGAAUCGUUCUGUGGCAAAAUAUAAUUUUAGAUAUGUGGAGAUGCUGAGUGAUGGAGAUUCUUCUGCUUUUAAAGCUGUGCUUGAGUCUAAGCCAUAUGCUGAUAAAGCUGUUACUAAACUUGACUGUAUCAAUCAUGCCCAUAAACGUAUGGGGACAGCGCUUCGAAAACUUGCCAAAGAAAGCCAUCUUGGUGGCAGAGGAGUUGGCAGGUUAACAGAAAAAAAAUGUGACAGUUUGCAAAAUUUUUAUCGUGGUGCUAUAAUAGACAAUAUUCCAGAUGUGUCCAAAAUGAGGAAUGCUGUUUGGGCAGGAUUAUACCACUCCAUGUCUACAGAUACUGAACACCAUCAUCGACAAUGUCCAUUAGGAGAAAAUAGUUGGUGCUGGUACCAACAAGCGAUUUCGUUGGGACAAGACCCUGACAGCCACUCUAAUCAUAAGGCAUCAACAUUUUUGUCUCUAGAGGUGGCUCAGAAGCUAAUUCCAAUUUAUCGAAGAAUGUCAGAUGAGUCCUUGCUUCAACGAAUGGCUCAUGGUGGUACUCAAAACAACAACGAAAGCCUUAAUGCUAUGAUUUGGACGAGAUGUCCUAAAACAAGUUUCAUGGGACUUGGCAGAGUGAAAGGCAGUGUUGCUAGAGCUGUGUCAAUAUUUAAUGCUGGCGCCAAUGAAUUAAUUAACGUGAUGAAUAAGAUGCAUAUUGAUGUUUCUUAUGUAACAUUAAAUAAUUUAAAAAAGGUCAAUGAUAAAAGAAUUAUUCAGUCUGACACUACUAGCCAAGAGGAUUAUAGAAAAAGAAGAAAGACUGUUUCUUUAACACGGUUUGAAAAAGUCAGAGAGGAAUUGGCCAAAGAUGGGAAUGUAUAUGGUGCUGGUGCUCAUUAGCAAUACUACUGUCAAUAUUUUUUUGUAUUAUAUAAUUUUUUUUGUUUUUAUUCAUUAUUGUUAGAGCAUAUUGACAGUUUAGUUGCUGUUUUAAUUAUUUGAAACAAAAAUGUAAUAACUAAUUUGUAGCAAAAUUUAAACAACACCAUCUGAUUAUGUUUAUGUAAAUAAUAUAGAUCAACAAACUUUUUCAAAUAUAUUAUGAUACCUUAAUUCAAGAGAAAAUGUUAGCAAGUUUUAUCUAAACUGACAAUUAUAUAUAUGCUAUCUAAAGAACUCCCUAGAUGAAUAGUAGAGAUAUAACAGAACUACUGAACAGUUAUCAUGAGUUUCAGAUUUUGAGUUAGCGCUUUUUUCUUAUUUGACAUUGUUAUAUAUAUGACAUUUUUUCAUUUUAAUCUUCUGUGAACUUCAAGCAAGCUCUUUUCUUUAGUAUUUAAUAUUUAUUGUUGCAAAUUGUUUGGGUUUUUAGAUUGCACACCGGUACAUCCUACAUUCUUAUCAAGUUUUUUUUUCUUUAUGGUUGCUAAAUGUUAUACCCGGUAUAUAAUAUAUUAUUUUAUAAUGUAAUCUGGAUGGAAUAUACUAAAUAGCUAUUUUUAAAAGCUGCUAUACUAAAGUGUAAAUAACAUAUAUUUGCUAUUCAGUGAUUUUCUGAAUAAAUUUUUGUAAUUGAAUUUUUUUUCUUUCUUUUUUUUGUAUUUUUGUAUAUAUCUCUAUCUGCCAAACGCUAAGGCUCUGAAACUACUUUUGGAACUUAUUUGAUAUUUGGCAUAAUUAUUCUGUACAUAUAUAUCUACAUAUGCAUGCAAAAACUUUUUGAUAUUUGCGUAAGUUGGAUUUUUGUUUGAAAUACUACUCUGUAAUACAAUUGCGUACAAUUUACGUUUUAUUUUCCCAAUUAGUUGCUAUACUUAUAUGAAAUUUAGAAUAUGCUCUUUACUAAAUAUAGCUAUUUUUAUUAUGUUUUCAGAUACUUAUUAUACUAACCUAUAAAUUACAUGCAUGUUAUCUAGUAUUUUCCUGACAAAAUUUUUGUAAUUGAAAUUUUUUUUUUUUUUUUUUUCAUUUUCUUCUUUUUUUGUUUUUGUAUUAAUGUAUAUAUAUAUAUAUGAAUCCUAUACUCUAAAGCGAGAAAUUCUUGUAUAUAUAUAUAUAUACAUUUUAUUUCGAAAACGGCUCUAACGAUUUUCUUUAAAAAUUUCAAGGUACGUGUAUAUUAGUGAGAAGAACAUUCUCAGCUCAUUGGCACAUCGGGAAAACUCGAUCUAGACCACGUUCUCUUUGAAAAAUUAAAACUGCCAAAUACGAGUUCGCCCAAUGUGGGCAACGAGCUAUAAAUUCUUCUCUCAGCGAUAUGAGUCAACUGUUGAAUUUCUAGGAGAAUGGUUAGCACAGGUUCCACAACGACCCCGACAUUCCCCAACGAAUGUUAGAAACUAGUUAAAACUUUAAGAAGUACGUUGCAAAAUUAUACACAAAAUGAUGUUGUAUACACAAGUAGUAAAGUUCCCCUUUCAGACCUUGUGGUCUAUGUGGCAGAUGAUGUAAAGGUCAUCUGUUUCUGUGGCCGACGGUUAACGAGGGUGUCAUGGGGCCAGCGCAACGACCAACCGCAUUUACUUUUCUCCGACUAAUGUCAGGUACCCAUUAGAGAACCUCUAAAACCUCUCGAAAUUAAAAAUCCCAGUCUUCACCAAGAUUCGAACCCGGUACCCCCGAUUGAGAAGCCAAGCGCUUUACCGCUCAGCCACAUCGCCUCCAUUGUAUACACAAGUAAAUGGCAAUAUAUAAAAAUAUAUAAUUAAUUUUUGUUACAAUCUCCCUUUGAUUUUAAUACGAAUUACUUUUUUUGUUUCAAAAACUGUUUUAUUUAUUUUUUAGCGACCUUGCUAAGAAAAUGCUGCCUUUGUGUUUGCUCAGUGUCUUUAUGUCUGUCUGCUUCCGUUGUACUUAAAAAAAAGUUUAUCGCCUACAAAUGGUUUGCUUAAAUACAAUCAUUUUUGUAAUGCAUAUGCAUGUUAUGUAAAUGCUCAUUAAAUGUAAAAAAAAAUGCAUAUUAAAGGAAAAAUAGAUUCUCUGCUACUCAAGGUCCUAUUGUGACACAUGUCAUUUUUCUCUAGAAAAUAAUAUUUCAUAAUAAAAAAAGUGUUUUUUCAA
This is a messenger RNA of Biomphalaria glabrata, 4568 nucleotides long. RefSeq lists its product as uncharacterized. The transcript is spliced from 2 exons. Lineage: Eukaryota; Metazoa; Mollusca; Gastropoda; Planorbidae. The record is from RefSeq and is a predicted model, not a curated record. The coding region runs from base 309 to 2408 and encodes 699 amino acids.